Messenger RNA from Morone saxatilis (striped sea-bass), 971 nucleotides. RefSeq names its product chemokine (C-C motif) ligand 25a (gene ccl25a). Gene Ontology annotation, cellular component: extracellular region. Gene Ontology annotation, biological process: inflammatory response; neutrophil chemotaxis; monocyte chemotaxis. The coding region runs from base 73 to 402 and encodes 109 amino acids. The record is from RefSeq and is a predicted model, not a curated record. NCBI's taxonomy places the organism in Eukaryota, Metazoa, Chordata, Actinopteri, Moronidae. Gene Ontology annotation, molecular function: CCR chemokine receptor binding; chemokine activity. The transcript is spliced from 5 exons.
CAGCCACAAAAAGAGAGCUGCAAAGCACGUGUACAUCUGGAGCACUAGAGAGCUGCAACUACAGACUGCACCAUGCGUUUCAACACACUGUUCUUGCUCUUCGUAUCUUGUCUCUCUCUUGCACUGGCACAAGUGACUUAUGACGACUGCUGUUUGAAAUAUGUGAAAAGAAUGUCCAAUGGCGCUCAAAAACAUGCAGUGGACUACAGAAACCAGGUGACAGAUGGAGGCUGCAACAUCCCUGCUGUAAUCUUCGUCAUGAGAAAGGGACGUGUGUUUUGCGCAGACCCCAGAGAGAGAUGGGUCGAAGAGCUGAGGGAGAAGAUUGACAAAAAGAAAUCCCUAAAAGGUGUCAAGAGCUCCCCCAAGAAGCACCAUCCACGACGGCCGUACAGAGGCUGAGGACGACUGCCUGCUACAGUGGCUCCUGUUCAUUUUUCCUUCCUCUGCCAAAACUUAAGCAAUAAGCAGUUUUAUGAUGUCUUAUGGGAAAGGCAGUCAAGGACGCUAGCCAGGGAAAUCUUCUAGCCUUACUUUUGCUUUCACUCUUCACUAAGAUAAAGGUCAAAAGCUUAGGUGGGCCCAUCGACUGGCCAGCACAAAUCACAUAUAAAUGCGUUCAAUAGCAUGGCUGCUUCAGUGAGCAUAUUUGUGACAAUUUUCUUGUCCUUUGAAACAUCAGAUAUUCAAUAAGCUGUUAAUUAAUGUGAUGGAGUGUAAAUGGUAAUAAUAUACUGUGUAUAUAUAUAAAUGCAAUAUUUCAAGUAUUUCUUGCAUGUUGUGUCCAGAUGUCUGCUUGUUUAUGUGCAAACACUAAUUGGUAAAUGUAAAUGCUUUUCUGAAAUGUGUGUAAUAGAAAAGGAGUCUUCAUUUCAUCUUAAUGGUUUAAAUGUCAGUCUUUUUUGUUGAGGUUUUAUUACAGUAAAUGUGUUCCAAUAAAAGCAUUAUUACAAUAAACUGGCUUAUCACCA